CAGAGCAGCUGCUUCGGCCGGGGUGCUUGUCCAUUUGAGAAAAGAAGCUUUUAUUUUGUAGACUCUGGUCCAUGGAAAUGCUGUAAGAGAAAGCAGCAGAAGGAUAAACCGCUUCAAAUAAGGACUUUGGAGAAGACAGAUUAUCCUUCCCUGGGCUGGUAGUUCUGGUUGACUCACCGAGACGGUCAUGUAACCAACGGUGUCGGGGUCUGACCUUCCAUUCCAACUGCCAGCCGUUCAGUUGGAUUCUCAGUAAGAUCUCAAAGGUUUCAGGACGUCGCUGGACCCGUUGAGGUUUCAGUCAUGUUGCGUUGCGUUGUCCAGCGAGCUAAUAACCUGAGACACUCCCACCCUCUGGCCAGCGUCACGUUCAGAGGGUCCAAGAAGAAGACAAAGGUCAUCAAAAACAACCCCAAUCCUGUUUGGAAUGAGGGGUUUGAGUGGGACCUGAAGGGGACCCCCCUGGACUUCGGAGCAGAGGUGCACUGUGUCGUCAAAGACCAUGAGAAGAUGGGAAGAAACAGGUUUCUGGGGGAGUGUCGGCUGGCCCUCAGAGACGUCCUCAACUCUCCGAACCUGGCUGCGUCCUUCACCAUCUCCCUGGUGGACACCAAGAGGAACAACACAGGGGCCACGCUGACCCUGCAGGUCUCCUACAUCCCUCCUCCAGGGAUGGCUCCCAUCUACCAGCCUCCUCACCAGCCGGAAUCCCUGCCGCAUAACAACCCCGGCAUGGAGAUGGACACAGUCACAAUGAUUUCUCUGGACACGCUGGGGGAGGAGGACACGGAGAGCAUGAUCAUGGUGGAGCCCCCGGACGACCAAGGGGCCGACGAUGGGCGCUCCAUGGUGAUUAUUGGCCCCCAGGGGCCCCCCGGCCAGGAGUCCCCCACCGCCCAGACCCCCAAGCGCUCACCUCCGUCCUACAACACCCACGGUGGGCUGAGGAAGAGGAGGAGAGGAGGCAGCAGUCAUACCAAACAGCUGCCCAACAAGCCCCAGGACAUCCAGAUCCGCGUGCGGGUCAUCGAGGCGCGACAGUUACCAGGCAUCAACAUCAAACCUGUUGUCAAGGUGGCGGUGUCUGGUCAAAGUAAGAGGACACGGAUCAGAAAGGGCAACAACCCAGUCUUUGAUGAGACGUUCUUCCUGAACUUCUUCGAGACACCGUCAGACCUGUUCAAUGAACCAAUCUUCAUCACUGUGUGUGACUCUCGCUCGCUUAGAACCGACGCUGUGAUCGGCGAAUUCAAGCUGGAUGUGGGCGCCGUGUACAAUGAACACAGACACUGCUUCUUGAGGAAAUGGCUGCUGCUGUGUGACCCCGACGAUCUCUCCGCCGGGGUCCGAGGUUACCUGAAGGUCAGCUUAUUCGUGUUGGCCGCUGGAGACGAGCCACCGGCGGAUAAGCGAGAGUGCGUGGAGGAGAAGGAGGACAUCGAGGGGAACCUGCUGAGGCCAGCCGGCCUCUCGCUGAGAGGAGCAGUGUUCACGCUGAGGAUCUUCAGAGCCGAAGACCUGCCUCAGAUGGACGACGCCUUCAUGGAUGGGAUGAGGCAGAUUUUCGGGUUUGAUGCCAACAGGAAGAACUUGGUGGAUCCAAUGGUGGAGAUCCACUUUGCUGGAAAAACGGUCUGCACGAAGAUCAUGGAGAAGAAUGCGAGUCCCCAGUGGAACCAGAGCCUGGCCAUGCCCAUCCGGUUUCCCUCCAUGUGUGAGAAGAUGAGGAUCAGAAUUGUGGACUGGGAUAGAGCCAGUCACAACGACGUCAUCGGCACCACCCACCUCUGCAUGUCCAAGAUAUCUGCUCCAGGAGGAGAGAUCGACGAUGAUGUGACUCCUCGGAGCGUCCACUCUGGCAUGGACGACAGUCUGGGUUUCCUGCCGACGUUCGGCCCGUGCUUUGUCAACCUGUACGGCAGCCCCCGAGAGUUCACCGCCUUCCACGACCCCCACGAGACCCUGAACCUGGGAAAAGGGGAGGGCGUGGCCUACCGUGGGAGAGUUUUACUAGAAGUAACCACCAAACUGGUGGACAAGCCAGAGCAUAAAACGGACGACAUCCCAUCAGAUGAUCUGCUGGUGGUGGAGAAAUUUCUCCGGAAGAGGAAGUUCGCUCUCUUCGUGGCGUUUUACUCGGCCACGAUGCUUCAGGACAUCGACGAUGCCAUCCAGUUCGAGGUCAGCAUCGGUAACUACGGCAACAAGUUCGAUUACAGCUGCCUCCCUCUGGCCUCCACCACGCAGUUCAGCAGGGCCGUGUUCGAUGGCUGCCAGUACUACUACCUGCCAUGGGGAAACAUCAAGCCGGUGGUGGUUCUGUCCUCGGAGUGGGAAGACAUCCGACCGAGGAUCGAGGCUCUCAACAUGCUCCUGGCCGUCAUAGACAGACUGGAGUCAAACCUGCAACGCGUGCAGCUGGAGGUGAAGGCAGGCAGCGAUCUGGAGGAGGUGGAGGGCCGAGUGAUCGAGCUGUUGGAUCAGCUGGUCCAGGACUGCAGCCAGGAGCUCCCCUCCCUGGACCAGUGGCCAUGCGUUACACCUCUGGAUCGUGCGCUGAAGCACAUCCGUACCCUCCACCUGGAGCAGAUAAUCGCCGGGGCGACGGCACUCAAGAACGGUCCUGAAACGGAGCUGUCCUCGGUGCUGGAGCAGGCCGAGGACUGGGCCACCAGACUGAAGACCAUGGCUGAGGAGCCUCAGAACAGUCUUCCAGACAUAGUAAUCUGGAUGCUGCAGGGCGACCGUCGGGUGGCGUAUCACCGCAUCCCGGCGCACACCGUCCUCUUCUCCCAGGAGCACUGUGGGAAACACUGCGGACAGCUGCAGAACAUCUUCCUCAAGUUCCCUCAAGGCAGCGGCGCCGAGGCCAAACUCCCCGGCCAGCUGAGGGUCAAGGUGUGGUUCGGUCUGGCCACGGAGAGCAAACACUUCAACGAGUAUGGCGAAGGAACUCUGUCGGUGUUUGCUGAGACGUACGAGAACCAGACCCGGCUGGCUCUGGUGGGCAGCUGGGGGACGACGGGCCUGUCCUAUCCCAAGUUCAGUGAUGUCACCGGGAGAGUGAAGCUGCCCAAGGAGAGCUUCAAACCCUCGCCCGGCUGGUCCUGGGCCGGGGACUGGUUCAUCAGCCCCGAGAAGACGCUGCUGUUUGACGCCGACGCCGGUCACAUGGCCUUCACCGUGGAGGUGUUUGAAAACCAGAUGAGGCUGCCAGGCGGACAGUGGAUCGGCAUGCCGGAGGGAUACACCGACGUGAAUGGAGAGAAAGCGACGCCGAAGGACGAGGUGGAGUGUCCUCCAGGUUGGGUCUGGGAGGAGGUGGAGUGGAGUGAAGAUCUCAACAGAGCCGUGGAUGAUCAAGGGUGGGAGUACGGCAUCACCAUCCCCCCGGACCGCCGUCCCAAGUCCUGGGUGCCGUCAGAGAAGAUGUACCACACCAACCGCCGGCGACGGUGGAUUCGGAUGAGGCGACGGGACCAGCAGAAGAUGGAGGCUCUCAGGAAGCAGCGUCCGGAUGAGUCAGACCGGGAGGGCUGGGAGUACGCGUCUCUGUUCGGCUGGAGGUUCCACCUGAAGCCGCGGAAGACGGACAGCUUCAGGCGGCGCCGCUGGAGGUGCCGCAUGGAGCCGCUGGAGAAGACGGGACAGGCGGCCAUCUUUGCUCUGGAGUGCUCUCUGAGCAGCAUAGAAGACAAGCAGGAAGACAAGUCCAUCACAACUACGUUCGGAGUCAACAGACCGACCAUCUCCUGUUUCUUUGACCGUGGGACCCGCUACCACCUGCGCUGUUACCUGUAUCAGGCCAGAGACCUGACGGCCAUGGACUCGGACAGCUUCUCAGACCCCUACGCCUUCGUGUCGUUCCUCCACCAGUCCCAGAGGACGGUGACGGUCCGUAACUCCCUCAAUCCCACCUGGGACCAGACGCUCAUCUUCUACGAGGUCGAGGUCUUCGGGGACCCUGAGGUGACGAUGGCCAACCCUCCCAACGUGGUGGUGGAGCUCUACGACGAGGACACCUACGGAGCGGACGAGUUCCUGGGCCGCUGCGUGUGCCAGCCGUCCCUGACCCCGUCACCCCGCCUGGCCUGGUUCCCGGUCCGCAGGGGGGACAAGCGCGCCGGCGAGCUGCUGGCCGCCUUCGAGCUCAUACGCAGGGAAAAGCCAUCGAUUCAUCAUAUUCCAGGACAAGAUGGAGACUUCGUCAGCUCCACCAGCGUUCUAGAUGAGUUGAUGUUUCCAGGAUUCCUCUCUGAAAACCUGCAGCAAUGGCCGGAGGAGUCGGACCUCCCCUACCCGCCCCCCCAGAGGGAGCCCAACGUCUUCAUGGUUCCUCAAGGAAUCAAACCCGUCCUGCAGAGAACCGCCAUUGAGAUCCUGGCCUGGGGCGUUCGUAACCUGAAGAGCUUCCAGCUGGCCAGCAUUACGUCUCCCAGCCUGCAGGUGGAGUGCGGCGGCUGCGUGGUGCAGAGCUGCGUGAUCCGCAGCAUGAAGAAGAGGCCGAACUUCGACGUCAACACGCUGCUCCUUGAUGUGAGACUCCCCUGCGAAGAGCUCUACAUGCCUCCGAUUGUCAUCAAAGUCAUUGACAACCGGCAGUUUGGGAGGAAGCCGGUGGUCGGUCAGUGCACCAUCCAGUCGCUGGAGGAGUACCGCUGCAGCCAGCAGGAGGAUCGGGCCGAGGAGGAGGAGGGAGAACAGGAAGAAUGGAGACGUGAGACAUCCCGUUUAAGCUCUGGUGAGGUCUUCAUAGACAUUGAUGAUGAGCAGCCCCUCGUACCUGACCAGCUUGCAGAUGGAACCAGCUCCGCUAUCAUUAACCUCUCAGCCUCUUCUUCCAGCCUCCAUGGAGAAGAGUCCAUGGACUGGUGGAGCAAGUUCUAUGCGUCCACCGGAGAGAAGAACAAGUACGGGACGUAUCUGGAGCAAGGCCUCGAUACGCUUAAGGUGUACGACAAGGAGUUGGAGAAGGUGGAAGACUUUGCAGGUUUCUCAGACUUCUGUCAAACGUUCAAACUGUACCGAGGAAAGACCCAGGAUGAAGGAGACGACCCUUCGGUGGUGGGAGAGUUCAAGGGCAUGUUUAAGGUUUAUCCGCUUCCAGACGACCCGUCGGCCUCCUUACCCCACCGACGGUUCAGGAAACUUCCUCCUAACGGCAUCGAGGACUGUCUGGUCCGCGUCUACGUCAUCCAAGCUCGAGGACUGCAGCCCAAAGACUCCCAUGGAAAGUGUGACCCGUACGUGAAGAUCACGCUGGCGAAGAAGACCAUCAGUGACCACGAAGACUACGUCCCCUGUACGCUGGACCCUGUCUUUGGAAAGCUGUUCGAGCUGACCUGCUCCCUCCCGCUGGAGAAGGACCUGCGGGUGAUGCUGUACGACCACGACAUGCUGACCAAAGACGAGAAGAUCGGCGAGACCGUGAUCGACCUGGAGAACCGCUUCCUGUCCAAAUACGGCGCCAUGUGCGGCCUGCCCCGGUCCUACUGCGUGUCGGGGGUGAACCAGUGGCGACACCAGCUGACGCCCAGGCAGCUGCUCUGCAGAGUCUGCGAGCGGCAAAACCUGCAGAAGCCCGUGUUCGAAGAUGCCGCCAUCCGCUUCAGAGGGCAGCGCUACACAGCUGCAGACCUGGAGGACAAAAAUGCGUCUGUGCGUCACCUCGGUCCACUCAAGGAGCGAUUGUCCCUUCACAUCUUGAGGAAACUGGGACUGGUACCAGAACAUGUGGAGACCAGAGCGCUGUACAACCCACUGCAACCUGACAUAGAGCAGGGGCGUCUGAUGAUGUGGGUGGACAUCUUUCCCAAGUCUCUGGGACCACCCGGACCCCCGUUCAACAUCACGCCACGCAAGGCCAAGAAGUUCUUCCUGCGUUGCGUCAUCUGGAACACCAGUGAUGUCAUCCUGGACGACGUCAGCAUCAGCGGCGAGAGGAUGAGCGACAUCUACGUCAGAGGCUGGCUCGACGGACACGAACACAACAAGCAGAAGACCGACGUCCACUACCGCUCCCUGGGUGGCGAGGGCAACUUCAACUUCAGAUUCCUGUUUCCUUUCCACUACCUACCGGCGGAGCAGCUGUGCGUCGUGGAUAGAAAGGAACACUUCUGGAGCCUGGACAAGUCUGAGACCAAACUGGUGCCCAAGCUGACCGUCCAGAUCUGGGACAACGACAAGUUCUCCUUCGACGACUAUCUCGGUCACCUGGUCUUGGACCUGAACCACAUGCUGCGUCCCGCCAAGUCUCCAGAAAAAUGUAACCUGCAGAUGUUGAACCAGCCGGUGGACAAGCUGGUGUCUCUGUUCGAACAGAAAACCGUCAAAGGAUGGUGGCCGUGCGCCUGCAGCCAGAACGGAGAGAAGAUCAUCGCCGGGAAGGUGGAGAUGUCUCUGGAGAUCGUGUCGGAGCAGGAGCAGGAGGAGCGGCCGGCCGGCCUCGGCAGGGACGAGCCCAACAUGAACCCUCACCUGGAGGAGCCUCACCGUCCAGAGACGUCCUUCCUGUGGUUCUCCUCCCCGUACAAGACGCUCAAGUUCAUCCUCUGGAGACGAUUCAAAUGGGUUAUCAUCCUCUUCAUCAUCCUUUUCCUCAUCUUCCUGUUCCUGGGUGUCUUCCUCUACUCCUUCCCGAACUACGCUGCCAUGAAGAUGGUCGGGCCCUUUGGGCCGGCCAAGACGGCCGAGUGAUGGCGCCGUCAGGACGGAAGUUUGGGACGGAGCUUCAGGACUCCUCUCCUCCGGAGGCGAGGCUGAGACGAACUAGAGCAUUCUGGGAUUUCUGUACAGACGGACGAGCUCAGCGGCAGCCGUGUGUGUUUGUGUCCAUUUGUGCCUUUGCCAUGUUUUCACCCGGCCGCCGCCGUAUUACCAGAGCUCAGCAGGCGCCGUCCGCCCCCCCGCCACCUCUUUCAUGCCGCCUGCGCUCCUGCCGAGAUGAAGGACAGUCAAAACUCACCGCUGAGGCCGAUUCAAAGAUGGAGGUGCUGCUUGAUGUUUGUGCCGCCGACGGUUUCCCAGCAGGAGGCAUAAACGCCGGACAGACGUCAAAUGUCAAACUUCAUCACCCCAACAGUUUAUUCUGAGCUUGAAACAGGAUUGUAGUCCUUCUCUGUGACGUGUAUGAUAUCGUAUUGGUGUAAAAACUUGUAUCCUAGCGACCGCCGUAUGUGCGUUCACACUUGAUGCCUUCAGGUGUGGUGGGAUUUCUCAUCAUCCUCCUCUUCCUCGUCUCGCAGGGGUCAGGGGGUCAAGUCGGGGAUUUGCUGUCGCUGAUCUCGGAGCUGUGUGUGUGUGUGUGUGUGUGUGUGUGUGUGUGUGUGUGUGUGUGUGUGUGUGUGAUCUUCACGGUUAAAUGGAAACAUGGAAGGAUAACAACAUAAUUGAGUUAAAUCUUCAAAUCAAACCAUUUUUAAAAUUUUCUUUGAGAGUUUUUAUCUCGAACAUCUAAAACAGCUUUUUAACCUGUUUUGAGACACGACACAUUAUGUUAGAAUAAAUAAAUAAACCAAAACCUACAUGCAUGUUUUUGUCCCACCGUGUCCUCAGGACUGCCCCUCAUCAUAUAGACUGUUUUUGUUUUUUAACGUACAUCUCUGUUCUUAUGUUUCAAGCAGGUGAGUUUUAUCUGAAAACACAGAUAUGGAUUAAUGAAGUAAUAUCUCACGUUGGAAUCCAACCGUGAAGAUGAGACGUUGCCUUCAAGGGACAAUAAUUUAACACCAAAGUUACACCAGAUGUUUAGAGGGAGAUUUAUUUAUGUGUUGCGGGAAUUAGGACUUUCAGAGCUUUUUGAUUCUUGAACUGCGUCAUAAAUGUGAACCAGCCUUAAACAGCCUGCCGAUGGCGACGAGCUGGAGUCAGACAACUCCGCCGCUCCAGCUCUGUUCCCGUCAGCGAACGCAGCGUGCCUUCAGCCCUCAGCUGUGGAGCAGCAGCAGCCUCCACGUGAAAACACGGAUCCAAUUACGUUUAAAAGGUUUCAGUCAGUGUCAUUUUGGAUGUUUCAGCUGGAAACGGAACGCGCUCAUGAAACGCGAGAACGCCUCUGCCGUUGACUAAUAAAGUCCUGAUGCCGUUAAAGUGCAGGAAGCGGUAGCUGGUGGGGACUCUCUCUGGGGGAGGAUGUGUUUUUGCAUGAGCAACACCGAGUAUUUUCUGUUAUUGUUUCUGAUUUUGUGGGAAUGUGUUGUAAACGUGUGCUGGAUUAACAUCCAGCACAUAUUAGUGUAUGCACUGGACUUCAUCAGUAUUAUCAAUAAAACUGCAUUC
This is a messenger RNA of Cololabis saira (Pacific saury), 8277 nucleotides long. RefSeq names its product dysferlin, limb girdle muscular dystrophy 2B (autosomal recessive) (gene dysf). Gene Ontology annotation, biological process: plasma membrane repair; monocyte activation involved in immune response; macrophage activation involved in immune response. The transcript is spliced from 57 exons. The coding region runs from base 304 to 6696 and encodes 2130 amino acids. Gene Ontology annotation, cellular component: membrane; cytoplasmic vesicle; T-tubule. Lineage: Eukaryota; Metazoa; Chordata; Actinopteri; Beloniformes; Belonidae. Gene Ontology annotation, molecular function: calcium-dependent phospholipid binding; calcium ion binding. The record is from RefSeq and is a predicted model, not a curated record.